This is a messenger RNA of Polistes dominula (European paper wasp), 2479 nucleotides long. Its product is annotated as dynein regulatory complex protein 1. The record is from RefSeq and is a predicted model, not a curated record. Gene Ontology annotation, biological process: axonemal dynein complex assembly; regulation of cilium movement; cilium-dependent cell motility. Lineage: Eukaryota; Metazoa; Arthropoda; Insecta; Hymenoptera; Vespidae. Gene Ontology annotation, cellular component: axonemal dynein complex; axoneme.
UAUUUGCCAAUGACCUAAAAAUAGAAAAAAUAAAUAUAUAAUUAGAACAUGAUUGCUAAAGAAAAACAAUUAAUAGAAGAUGUUGAAAAGGACAAAAAGUCCAAGGAAUUGUCAGUUACAUCUUCGGAUCCAAAUAUACGAAAAUUGGCGAGAAGACAACGAAUUCAACAUCGUUUGAGUGCUCUGCAUAAGGUAAAAAGAAAGGAAGAUGAAGAAAUUAUUGAAAGAACUCCUAUCGAAGGACAAAUAUUGACCAGUACCGAAAUCCUUGAAGAAAUCAAAACCGAAGCCGAAGAAGUGAUAUCUAAUGUUAGAGUUGCAAAUGAUGCACGUGAAUUGGAACGACGUAAAGAAACCCAAGCUACGAGAGAAACUUUAUUAAAAAAACUUGAAAAAGAGAACGAGGAAUGUAUGCUCAAGUAUCAAGAAAUCAAUCAAAAAUGGUCUAACAUUCUCACAUCGAAAGAUCCAUUGGACAUACACGAAGAAAUGAAACGUCAAAAUACUAAAUGUUUAGAAUUAAUAGCUAAAAAGGAUGAAGUUAUAAUUGGACUUAAAGCUGAACUGGAAAAUGCUGAUCUCAGAUUUACGGACGACUUGAAGAAACAAAACGAAGAUGUCGAUGUAUUGAUCGAAAGAAUAGAUCGUCAGUUGAACGUUAUAGCUAAAGCUUAUCGUAAAGAAUUGGACAACAUCGACAAUGUUUUGGAUGCUGAACGUAAAUCAAUCUUGGAUACGCUGGAAGAAAAAUGGGAAAUUUUCUAUGAAAAGUUGCGCAAUGAUAAUACAGAUGCUAUAGAAAAAAGAAAAGAAAUUGUACGUGAUUAUGAGAAAGAAAUGGAACGAGUAAUGAUUGAACAUCAUGAAAAAUUUCGUUCUCAAAAAAUCACCUUGGAAUUGAAGAAUCAAGAUCUUCAACAAAAGCUUCAAGAUACAAAAGCUUUUUGUUUGAUGAACGUUGAAAAAUUGAACUACAAUUAUGCUGUUCUCAAACAUAGAGAUGAAGAAAAUACUAUAAUCAAAAAUGAACAGAAAAGACGAAUUAAUAAGCUUCAAGAUAUUAUGAACGAAUUAAAAAAAACUUACAUCAAAUUGGAAGAAGACACGCGAAUUGAAAUUCAAAACUUGACCGAUCAAGUUCUCAAAGCUCAUAAAAAUAUUUUAGAACUUGAAGAGAAAUCUCAACAUUUUACCAACAUCAAUGAGAAGAAAUACUUUCAAAUAUGGGACAUGAAUGUAAAACGUGCCAACGAGCUGGUCGAUAAAAUUAUGGCUACCGAUCGAAUAAUACAUGAACAAGCUUUAGGAUUAUUAUGGCAACCACCAGAAGAACAACUUUUGACCAAGGAAGAUUUACCUUCUUAUUGUACUGCAAUUAGUACAAUAAAUAAAGAAAGGAUGGAUGCUUUGGAAAAGAAACAAAUGCCUAUUAUUUAUAAAAAAGCAUUGACCAUGGAAGACAUCAAUUUGGAACGACGUUUGUUGAAUCAUAUAAUGAAACAAAUAUCCGAACAAUCGGGUUAUCUGAUUGAUGAUAAUAUACAACAAAUACUUAUACCGUAUACAAUUGAGGACAAUAUAAUUAUUAGAUUGGAUAAUGUUUUUCAGGCAUUAAACAUUGUAUCCGAAGAGGAAGUUCACUUCUUAUUAAAUUUCUUUCUGCCUUAUACAUAUUGUCCCGAUUGUAGAUCAUCUGAUAAUAAUAUAUCCAAAGAUACGGACAAAAUAAUACAAUCUUCUUCAUCAUCAUUAUCAUCAUCAUCAUCAUCAUCAUCAUCAUCAUCAUCAUCGAGCACGAGUAACACACCUGUGGUAUGUGGUGAAGAAUUAGACGAUGAAGCAGCGUCUAAAUUAGUGUCAACAAUAAAACAAGAGUUCUUCAUUGAUGAUGUAUGCUCAUCAGGUGUUUGUAAACACGUUGACUCAGAUCAAUCGCAAGAUCCACGUCCCUUGGGAGAGACUAUACGAUCAAUUUCCUCAGAAGAAUUGUGUUCGUCAAACAUCGAAAGUAAAAAUUCAUCGGAAGGAAAUGAACUGAGUCGACUGGUCUGUAAAAAGGGUCAUUUGCUCAAAAUUCAUGCGUCUUAUGUUACAAGAGCGUUGAAAGAAUUCAUAGAGAAAUAUCAUUUUAUUAAACGCGACGAAACACCGGAAUCAUUGAAGGAACGAUUAUUCACUAAGAAAGUUACUAUCUCGCGUAGUUUGACCAUUGAGGAUAUUCAAGAAUUUUGGAAAAGAUACAGGGAUUUGUUUCCACCGACUAAGGAACGUCUUUGGGAUGGUUUACUCGUUGGUCUUAAACAAUAUCAUGAAACUUUGAAAGAAAGACUACGAUUGAAUAAUGAGAUUGAAUUUUUAAAGAAACAAAAUUCUGAACUACGACGUUUGCUCAAAACUUACACCAUAAAGGAUACUGAAAGUAGUUCAAUAACAGAAACAGAAUUAUCUUUGUCUAUUGAAAUGUAAUAAAAAAAAAAAA